CAAGCCGUUGACCGCUGGCGCGCAGAACAGCAAGCAGAAUGGGAUAGACUGUCCACCACGCUCGCAUUCCUCGCCACUAUGAGUGCUGCGAUCCUCGCGAUUUCACCAUCCGCUCCCCCUCUCGCUUUCUCUGUUUGGUUGGGCGCAGCUGGGUUGAGCGUCUGCGGUCUUUUCAUUGCUCAGUACUUUCCAAUCCAGGCGUUCUCUAUUUCGGACGAGGACAUGGGAAACCUAGUGAAAGAUGGCCAUUACAUCAACUUAGCCAUGCUUGCGACUGCGGUCGCCAGCCCUGUCAUAUUCGCCCUCUGGUCCUCUAUUCUUUUUGCCGUCGGCAUCGUCGAUUACAUUAUUGAGAAUCACCGUGGCGGACCGCAGUUCAUGCUGCUCUCGCUUGUACCAAUCACUAUUGGAUUCAUAGCGAGCGCAGCCACCAUGAUGAUCGGGAGUGUGAUAGGACGGCGUAUUCAGGCCCGCUAUGAUAAAACCGAUGUGAGCAAGACGAUUUGACCCUCGUAUUUUUCUCCUCAAAGAUGAUCGGAUGUGAUUUCUCUUCCCUACUAUGAACAUGUCAAGUUUUCGUCAGAAAGUCUGCCAUACAAAACUGGUUGAAAAUGCAUGUUCUUCCGAAGUUCAGUUUGAUAAAUAGGAAAUUUUUGUAUUCUGCAAAGCCCUUUUUUGCGUGUGUGGU
Molecule: messenger RNA, 688 nt
Organism: Suillus paluster
Lineage: Eukaryota; Fungi; Basidiomycota; Agaricomycetes; Boletales; Suillaceae
Exons: 3
Coding region: 79-507 (142 amino acids)
Source: RefSeq, a predicted model, not a curated record